Messenger RNA from Coturnix japonica (Japanese quail), 1433 nucleotides. The record is from RefSeq and is a predicted model, not a curated record. Lineage: Eukaryota; Metazoa; Chordata; Aves; Galliformes; Phasianidae.
CCAGGCAAGGCGAUGUUUCUUUCAUCAGCGUGAACUGUCAACCAGAUCUUCCUGGAAGGAUGAUCUAUAUUUACUCCAUUCGCAGCCUGCAACUUCAUCUUCACCUAAGCUGAAUGACUCAGACUUCGGGUGAAACGAGAAGAAUAGGGAAGUGGCCGAUUUAUGAAGAUACCUGGGGUUGAUGACCGACUGCACAGCAGCUCAGGGGCACGUUCCUUAGCAUGGACGUGCGUUGUCCCCGUGAGUCGCGAAUAUGUGGUGCUGUAGAAAGGAUGUCUGUGGGUAUCUGCGGGGGCACACAGCAAUUCACUUCCUUCAGAGCACAGGGAGAAGAUACGCUUCAGUUGCGACGUAGGAAGAGCGUUCAGAAGGAUAAAAGCAGCAUUGUUCGGGCUGCUAAAACAUUCCGGGCAGAGCGCUCCAACAGGGAGACUUCUGUCCCGGCAACUACGUGUUCUGCGCUCAUUGUCUUGCUUCGCCCUUACAAGAAACGUGCGGCAUUUCCUUAUUAUUUAAAGGAACCGGGCGAGUAGCGAAAGUGAAAAUCACUUUAUCCCAGCCCAGAUGCCUCGUCCUCACUCCAAUGAACCCCGCCUUGCGCUCCUGCCCAUUCUCCGCAGGUCGUGCCGCUUUGGAAAGCCGAUGUCGCACGUGUUCCGCGGCCAGGAGUGCGCGGGGAGCCACGAAGAAGAUGAUAAGAAGGUGAGGAGGAGAGAAAAGAACCGAGUCGCCGCACAGAGAAGUCGGAAGAAACAAACGCAGAAAGCGGACAAACUUCACGAGGAAUAUGAAUCUCUUGAGCAAGAAAAUACCUCUCUGAAAAAAGAAAUUGGAAAGCUAACAGAUGAAAUGAAACACUUGAGUGAAGUGUUGAAGGAUCACGAAAAGAUCUGUCCACUAUUGCACUGCACCAUGAACUUUGUGACCGUCCCAAGGCCUGAUGCACUCAGCAGCUGCCUGCCCAGAUGAGACAUCUCCUCAACCGCUGUGAAUUGUGAUGUGUGAAAGUGCCUGUAAAAUGGGAAAUGUGAAGAACUGCCUGCUUAAGGUGCAGAUCUACCCUUGGAAGGGCUGGACUUGCCCACACAGCUCUUCUCCACGUGUUUCAGUUUUCUGAAUGUCGGGAAAACAUCAGUAUAGGAAAAAAGACGGCUUGAACAACGACUCCUUUCUUUCAUAGAAUCUCCGAGCCAUGAUUUUGCGUUCAGAAAUAUCAUGGUGCAAUGCAGCCCACCAUCGCUCAAUGGAAUGUAGAUAGGGAAAACUACCAGCCUUGGGCUGAGAUGCCUUUCUCCCACACACUCAGCACUAGCAACCCUUUGUCAGUUGUCAUCCUUUUGUAUCAGAUUCUGGCUGCUGUUUUGUUUUUUGGUGUUGUUUUUUCCUCUAAACAUAUUUGGCUAAUAAAAAGUGAUAGUGAUGUUCUGUCUUUA